This is a messenger RNA of Bactrocera dorsalis (oriental fruit fly), 3538 nucleotides long. Its product is annotated as RNA-binding protein 5-A-like. The transcript is spliced from 13 exons. Gene Ontology annotation, biological process: mRNA splicing, via spliceosome. Gene Ontology annotation, molecular function: RNA binding. The record is from RefSeq and is a predicted model, not a curated record. Gene Ontology annotation, cellular component: nucleus. The coding region runs from base 434 to 3313 and encodes 959 amino acids. NCBI's taxonomy places the organism in Eukaryota, Metazoa, Arthropoda, Insecta, Diptera, Tephritidae.
AAAUAAUCAUAACUCAACAGUAAUUUAAAUGCAUAUUAAAAGCUAUUUUUGCAAUAUAUUACAUGAAAUAAAUGUGUACAAAUGAAUAAGUGAUGUGUUAGUGUAUAUAAAAUUGAAAAAUAUAAGUGCAAAAUUAAUUUUAUAUAUAGAAAAUAUGUAAUUAAAAUAUUGCAAAUUUUCAACUUUAAACGCGAAUAUCCUGAAAACUAUAAUCUUCUUCCGGCCUAACCAUAUAUAUUCGUAAUCUGGAGAGUCUCCUCUAUCCGACCAUACCCAUUUUAUGUCCGAAAUCUUGGGACGGCAUACUAAAGCCGAUCCGAAAAGAACGUUAAAUAAAUAACAAGGAGGAAAAGUAGAGGAAACGAGAAAUUGAACUCUUAAAAUAUAUAAAAAAGAAUUUACGCACUAUAGGAUUGCGUGGAAAAGUAUUAAAAUGAACAUGGAUAGGCGUUCACGUAGCAUAUCGCCAGGCAAUCGUCGACAUCGUAAUGGUGGCAAUAUGGCCGGAGGCGGAGGCUCACGACGAGACUACCGCCGUUACAGCCGCUCCCGUUCUCGUUCAAGAUCACGCGAACGUAGUCGUGAUCAAAAUUUUCGACGUCGUAAUUCACGCUCGAGAUCACGUGAACGUAUGGGACCACAUCGAAGUGGUGGUAGUGGAGAAAAGGAUUUAUAUCGUGAUUUAAUUUAUGAUGAUUAUCAAGAAGAUAAAAGCUACAAUGCUCGUGGUCAUCGUGGUCGUGAUGAUGAUGACUAUAAUGAAGAACGUGAUCGAUUUUGGAACGAUCGCGGCAGAGACAAAGGACGUGAUUAUGACCGCGAUAGAGAGCGCGACCGCGAUUAUGAUAGGGAUCGUGAUAGAAGGGACAAUCGUCACAGUCGUUAUGGCCGGCGAUAUGAAAAUGAUCGUGAAAGUGAUGACAGCGAUGAGAGCUUUCACAGUAAUUUCUACAACAAAACUCCAUCAAACACCAUAAUUGUUUUGGGCUUACAAUCGCACAUUACCGAAGCGGAUCUAAUGAGCAUAUUGAUCCAACAAGGCAUGACCGCUUCCAUACGACUGAUACGCUAUCGACCAACAGGUGCAUCACGAGGUUUCGCUUUCGUCGAGUUUAGAACCAUUGAUGAAGCUGUACGUUGGAUGGAGCUAACCCAGGGCUCAAUACAAUUGCCGGAUCAUCCGCGCGCCAAUCUGCAAUACAGUGUCUCACCUAAACAGAAAGGAAAUGCUACGGAAUGGCAUUGUAGCAUGUGUGGCGUUUUGAAUUUCAGAGGACGUUUUGUCUGUUUCAAGUGCAAUGCAUCGCGCGAGGAUAGUGAAAAAAUCGGCGGGGGUAGCGAAGAAGUUAGCAACAUCUUAACGAAAAAGAUCAUGUUACGCAAUUUGGAUACGUUAACGACAGAGGAGGCCGUACUCACUGCGAUGCAGCAGCAUGUGCCAGAUUUGGCAAGUAAAAUUACGAAAAUACUCGUCAGUCGCGACACAUUAACGCAGACAUCACGUGGUAUAUGCUAUUUGAAUUUCGAUAGCCUCAUUGAUUCGAUGAAUUUGUAUACAGCUUUGAAGGCACUAGAUCCACCGCUAACAAUUGAUGAUCGUCAAUUACUCGUCACGUAUUGCAUAGAUCAUGAGAAUCGUCAAAUCGUGCCCAAGAAGGGCGAUGCAGCUGCAGGUGGCUCAGCAUCAGCCUCUAUUGGCCCGAUGACAGCUGCUGAAAUGAUGGCUGCUUCAGGUUCUCUUGCCGGCGGCGCCAGCGAAUACACUUUGGCAGAUGUGCCUCGCUUGGCCGAAUACAGUGCCGCCUUGUAUGCAUCGACACCGGCUGAGCAUGCGCAUUAUUUGCAGUACUACACAGAAUACUACAUAAGCGAGAUUAAUAAAGGACACUACGGCAAUUUGCCAAGUUCUGCUCAGUUAACAGAAACCUCAGCGAAUUCAGCAGCUGCUGUUGCGCUCUCGGCCAUACAACGUAAGCAAAAGAAAAUGAAUAGCAUUGAGACGACAGCAACACAGGCAGCUGCAGCUGCUGCGGCUGCCGCGGCGGCGGUGAAGGCUAGUUUAGCUUUGAAAAAUGUCGCCACGCCGAAGGGAAACGACGGCAAGACUUAUCCCACACCCGAUGUCUCACUGUAUCAAUAUGAUGAAACCUCUGGAUAUUAUUAUGACCCGACCACGGGUCUGUAUUACGAUGCACAUUCCCAAUAUUAUUACAAUAGUGAAACGGGCGCUUAUCUCUAUUGGGAUCAGCGUAAAAGCACUUAUGUUUUGGCCACACCGGCAGCGGCAGCAGCCACAAUACAAGAUGUAGUAAAGAGUGAAAUUGGAGACGAUGCCAAAGCGAGUGCCGCAAAUGCUGGCGGUAAUUCGACUGCCGCCAAUGAAGAUGAGAAGAAAGACAAGAAGGAAUCUGGUAAUAAACAUGAUAAAGUGAAGGUAGCAAAGAAAAUAGUUAAGGAUAUGGAAAAGUGGGCCAAACAGUUGAAUCAGAAAAAAGAUUAUACAGUAGUUGCGACGCCGCAACCGAUAUUGCCUUCGAAAGCAGACGAUGCACCAGCUCGUGCUGCGGGCGUAGUCGCUGGUAGCACUACUGGUGCGCUAUCUAGUGGUUAUGCUGAUGUCGGUUUCUCUAUUUUAGAGAAGAAGGAACGUGCCAAACUGACAGACUAUAUGCCAAGCACGCCGAGCACUAAUAAGCUCACGGCGUAUGCCUCCGAUUCCGAUGAGGAGCAUGGCGGUCAGGCGGGGACCACGAGUGGCGCUGGUGCUGAGGCCAGUGAAAAAGAUUACGUUGACUUCCAAAAACUCACAUGCCUGCUGUGUAAACGCGCUUUUCAAUCGCUGGAAAUAUUGCAAAAGCAUCUAAAAAUGUCCAAUUUGCAUAAGGAAAAUCUACAGAAAUUUAACUUGGCACGUGGCUCCAAUGCGGCAGGUGAAUCUAUGGGCAAUGCAAGUUUGUCUAAUUAUCGCGAUCGCGCUAAAGAAAGACGCCAGAAAUAUGGCGAGAGUGAUCCACCGGUUGCCAAUCGUAGUCGCGAACGUUUUGAAAUGGAAAUGAAAUCGAUGUCCACACGACAAGCGGAAGCGCCGCCAAUGCCGAUAGGUUCCAAUAAUGUUGGCAAUCGUCUGUUACAAAAAAUGGGUUGGUCGGAAGGACAGGGCCUCGGUCGUAAAAAUCAAGGACGCACAAGCAUUAUAGAGGCGGAUGCACGUUCAUCUACCGUUGGAUUGGGCAACAAGUCGGGCAUAACACCCGGCGAGGACUAUAAGACGUAUAUUAAGAAAAUGAUGAAGUCACGUUAUGAAUCAGUAUGAUUGCUUUACUUCUUACUAAAGCAUUUACUUAAUUUGCAAAUAUUUUAAUGAUAAUUUUUUAUUAAAUUGAAGUGUACUCAAAUCUGGUUGGUCAAGUGGAAAUAUAUUUUUCAAUUUGACCUAAUUUUUAUUAGAAGGAUAUUAUUGAAAAGUAAAUCAAAUGAUUUCACUUCAUUGUUGAAUAUUUCUACAUAAUUCAAUUAAUAAAUCAAAAUAUAUGUUUGU